AUUUUAGGAAUUCCAAGCACGAGCAUGAACCUGAUCUGAUACACGCCCCAACAUUUUCUAUCAAACUCAAUGCUCCUUCAAUCUCAUUCGAACAAUCUAAGCCGUUGAUCUUCCGCUUCACUGAUCCAGAUCCAUAACCCUCAUAUCCUUCAUAUCUAGGGUUUUCAUUUCCAACGCGACCAUCACCUCCCGCCACCACCACCAUGUCUUCCAAGAUCAACGGCCACGUCUCGCCUCAGCCGUGUCCUCAUCUCCUCGACUUCCGUUCUCGCAACGGCUACAAGCCGUUUCGCGCCCUACAGGACUGUAUCCGCGUCAAGCCGCCCGGUGGUCGCGCCUCCAUAAGGAGGGAACCCUCUGAGGUGCCACGGUGCGACACUUGCGAGGUAUCUUCCCGUCCGAGACUGUACGCGUGCGUCUACUGCGCCGCGGUGUUCUGUCACGCGCCUCCUAUUCACUCCCACGCGUCGGAUCACGCGCUUUCAUUUCCCGGUCACGAGAUCGCCGUGGACGUCGAUCGAGCUGAGCUGUUCUGCUGCGCGUGCCGUGACCAGGUCUACGAUCGCGACUUCGACGCUGCCGUCGUCCUUGCUCAGAACGCCACCGCAACCACCUCCACUUCCGGAUCUACAACAAUGCAAUGCAACGUUGCGGGAUCUCAACCGGAGAAUCUACGAAAGCGCCAUCGAGUAGAUUACCGCCCGUGGAAGCCAGAUUCAGGAGAAGACAUCUCCAUUGGAAACCAAUCGAUCCCUCUCCACGACUCCACCAAUGCGUCAGUGGUUUCGUCAACACAAGUACCUUGGGGAUUACGUGGAUUAAAUAAUUUAGGGAAUACUUGCUUUAUGAAUUCAAUUUUACAAGCAUUGCUCCAUACGCCGCCGUUGCGUAACUAUUUCUUAAGCGAUCGGCACAAUAGAUAUUAUUGUCAGCAAAAAAAUAGUGCUAUCAACGGCACUAAAAAUUCAAGAUUAUGUUUGGCUUGUGACAUGGACGCCAUGUUCUCGGCUGUUUUCUCGGGGGAUCGGACUCCAUAUAGUCCAGCUAAGUUCUUGUACAGUUGGUGGCAACAUGCGGCAAAUUUGGCUAGUUAUGAGCAGCAGGAUGCCCAUGAAUUUUUCAUUUCCAUGCUUGAUGGAAUUCAUGAAAAGGUGAAGAAGGAUAAAAGGCGGUCCCAGAGUCCAGGCAGUGGAGAUUGUUGCAUUGCACAUAGAGUAUUUUCUGGUAUUCUGAGAUCGGAUGUCAUGUGUAUGGCUUGUGGAUUCACAUCCACAACAAAUGACCCGUGUAUAGACAUCUCUCUGGACUUGGAACCAAAUCAAGGAGGUUCUGGGAAGUCUUCAUCUGCAAAAUCCCAUAAUUCUUGCAAUGUUGAGGUAGAUUGCUUGGGUCCAAACCAAAACUGUGGGGUAUCUACCUUAAAGGGUUGCUUAGAACGAUUUACAAGAGCUGAGAAGUUGGGCUCUGACCAGAAAUUUUUCUGCCAAAAGUGUCAGGUGAGGCAAGAGUCCCUUAAGCAGAUGUCGAUAAGAAAACUUCCUCUGGUUUCAUGUUUUCAUGUUAAAAGGUUUGAACAUUCUUCGAUACGAAAGAUGUCAAGGAAGGUUGACCGGUAUCUGCAGUUCCCAUUUUCACUAGACAUGACUCCUUAUCUUUCUUCUUCCAUUUUGAGGAGCCGGUUUGGGAACAGGAUCUUCCCAUUUGAUGGAGAUGACCAAGAUGCAUCCAAUGACUUAUCAACCGAAUUUGAGUUGUUUGCUGUUGUCACACACACAGGUAGAUUGGAUGCCGGCCAUUACGUGACUUAUUUGCGAUUAAGUAACCAAUGGUACAAGUGUGAUGAUGCUUGGAUUACUCAAGUUAAUGAGAGCAUUGUGAGAGCCUCCCAAGGAUACAUGAUGUUUUAUGUACAGAAAGUGCUACAUUAUAAAGAAAGUGAAAACCAAGCCACCUCCUGAUAUUGAUCAGAGAUAAGAAUUUGGUCGAUGGAUAAUAUGGCUAGCUUUGUAUACGAGGAAAACAAAUAUUCAUCAAGUUGCUCAACUCAAUUGUUCAAAAGUUCGGCGGCUUGUUCUUUAGAAGGGGUAAUUUUUAAUACUGGUUCGUGUUAAGUGAGCCUAAUUUUUUGAGGCACUCCAGUAUUCAGGAAAAUCAAGUUAUAUGAGGUAUGGAAUUGUUAAUCGAUUUUUGAGUUUCAUCUUCAAACUUAUUCAAGUGUUGCCCUAUUGAUUUAUUUCCCUUUUUAUCAGUUCACUAAUUGUUUCUCACAUGGCAUACCAUCAGACUGAAGUGCAAAUUUCCUUUUUUCAUAAAGGCUAAGGUUCAUUUUCUU
Hibiscus syriacus is the source of this 2332-nucleotide messenger RNA. Its product is annotated as ubiquitin C-terminal hydrolase 22-like. Gene Ontology annotation, molecular function: zinc ion binding; cysteine-type deubiquitinase activity. The record is from RefSeq and is a predicted model, not a curated record. The coding region runs from base 204 to 1958 and encodes 584 amino acids. NCBI's taxonomy places the organism in Eukaryota, Viridiplantae, Streptophyta, Magnoliopsida, Malvales, Malvaceae. The transcript is spliced from 3 exons. Gene Ontology annotation, biological process: protein deubiquitination.